GCCCACCACCACCAAAAAAACAAAAAUCUCAAGAUAAACGACUAUUAGACAAAAAUGCAACAAAAAAAUUAACAAGUUCUUAUACGGAUAUGAUUAAUUGUGAUAAUUCUAACCAAGAGUCAAUGCAAGAUUCAUCAAAUUUAAUACAAGAUUUAGCUUUAGAUGCUGAUAAUAAUAACAUAACAGAAUUAUCUAAUAAUGAAAGAUUGGAAGAACUUGAUAUAUUACAAAAACCUGAUAAGCUUCAAGGAAUUUCAAGUGAAUUUGAAGCAGCUGUUUGGUUGGCCAAACAUCCACAUAUACUUGAUUUAGCAAUGAUAGCAAAUCUUAAAUCUAAAGCAAAAACUUUAUUUUUGCAAACAAAAAAUAAUACUCCCACAUUUUAUACAAAAUUAGUAUUUGCUAUAUGUGGUAUCUCCAAAGCUGAUAAAAAAAUACCAGCACUAAUUAAAAAAAACACCUUGGGUAAUUUUGUCCAUGAAGCAAUUAAGAGAAUUAUUACUUCAAAAUUAGAGAAAACUGAUAUGAAAAUAGCACUUCGUAGUUGUGAUACAAUUACAGUUGACCUGCAAAUUCCAACUAUACUUGGUAUUGUUACUCGAUUGUCAGUUCAAGAUUUAUUAAAAUAUAAAACUAGUUGA
Molecule: messenger RNA, 641 nt
Organism: Dentiscutata erythropus
Lineage: Eukaryota; Fungi; Glomeromycota; Glomeromycetes; Diversisporales; Gigasporaceae
Source: the annotation of a GenBank genome assembly